AUGUCCAUGUUAUCUCCAGAUUUAAAUGUUGGCGAUAUGUCACCACCACCAGCAAUGAUGUUAGGUGUAGUUGUAGUUGUAGUUGUAGAUAACGGUAUUGAAAAUGUUUUCAUGCUUUUUACUUUGAUGGGUAUCAAGCUUGAUGUUAUCAUGCUAUUAAUAAUUCCAUCGGAAGAAGAAAUUGAAAUUGUUGGUGUAAUUUUGGCAUUGAUUAAUCAAACUAAAAAAAAAUUUUUAUAA
Messenger RNA from Entrophospora sp. SA101, 240 nucleotides. NCBI's taxonomy places the organism in Eukaryota, Fungi, Glomeromycota, Glomeromycetes, Entrophosporales, Entrophosporaceae. The record is from the annotation of a GenBank genome assembly.